AUGGAAGGGAUAGAGCACAGAACUAUAAAUGUGAAUGGCAUAAACAUGCACGUCGCCGAGAAGGGUAACGGCCCGGUGAUCCUAUUAGUCCACGGCUUCCCGGAGCUCUGGUACACGUGGCGUCACCAGAUUAUGGCCUUGGCUUCACUCGGUUACCGGGCCAUUGCACCGGACCUCCGAGGCUACGGUGACACCGACGCGCCUGAUUCUGCGGCGAAAUACACGUGCUUCGACGUCGUCGGAGACCUUAUAGCGCUGUUGGACGCCGUCGCCGGCGAGGAGGAGAAGGUGUUUGUGGUGGGGCAUGACUGGGGUGCGCUUAUCUCUUGGUAUCUUUGCCUGUUUAGGCCUGACCGUGUCAAGGCUUUGGUGAACUUGAGUGUGGCCUUUAAUCCAAGGAACCCUAACAGGAAGCCCUAUGAGACCUUAAGAGCUCUCUAUGGUGAUGACUACUACGUUUGUAGAUUUCAGGAACCUGGAGAAAUAGAAGCAGAGUUUGCCGAAAUUGGUGCUGCAACAGUAAUCAAGGAAUUUUAUACCUAUAGGAGUCCAAAACCACUUUUUAUGCCUAAAGGUAAAUGUUUUGGGCAUCCGAAAGAUACUCCAAUUGCCUUGCCCAGUUGGGUAUCCGAGGAAGACAUGGACUACUAUGCCAGCAAAUUUGAGAAGACAGGCUUCACAGGAGGAAUAAACUAUUACAGAAACAUAGACAGAAACUGGGAACUUACUGCGCCGUGGACCGGGGCUAAAAUGCAAGUGCCCGUCAAGUUCAUUGUAGGGGAUCAGGACCUUGUUUACAACUUAUAUGGAACGAAGGAUUACAUACACAAAGGUGGCUUCAAGAGAGAUGUGCCUUUUCUGCAGGAAGUGGUGGUAAUGGAAGGAGUAGGCCACUUCGUCAACGAAGAAAAGGCAGAUGAGGUCACCCAGCACAUAUACGAUUUCUUUAGCAAGUCCCAAUCCUCUGCUGUCAAGAACGGAUCAUAUGCAAAGUAUUUGUUUGUGUUUGUGUCUAUGUGUGCCCUAUUUAUGUCAUAUAUGUUUGCUAGAGCUUCUCUCUCUCCCAUGUCCGGCCGGUUCUUUGAGUGAUUUGUGUGGACAUAUAUACUUGGUUCUUUCGUGUGUGUGUUUUUUUAAUGAGAUACUUGUUGCUGCGGUCGUGUCAAUGUGACAUUGAUCUCCGUAAGACAAAGAAGCUUUUUAUAGCAAGAGCCAAGAAAUACUUACCGGUAAUGCACGUUCGUUAGCGUUAAAUCUAUUACUAUAUUAUAAAAGAGAGUUAUUUUAGGAAUACUAUUCAGAAUUUUAACCGUGGACGUUUAGUUUAUGGAU
Molecule: messenger RNA, 1332 nt
Organism: Morus notabilis
Lineage: Eukaryota; Viridiplantae; Streptophyta; Magnoliopsida; Rosales; Moraceae
Product: epoxide hydrolase A
Exons: 3
Coding region: 1-1089 (362 amino acids)
Molecular function (GO): hydrolase activity
Source: RefSeq, a predicted model, not a curated record